Miscanthus lutarioriparius is the source of this 1401-nucleotide messenger RNA. The record is from the annotation of a GenBank genome assembly. Lineage: Eukaryota; Viridiplantae; Streptophyta; Magnoliopsida; Poales; Poaceae.
AUGGAGCUGACAACGAUGCUGACGCUGACGGUGCUGGCGUGCUUGGCGGCGAUGCUGGCGCGGCUGCUGGUGGCGCGCGCGCAGCGGCGUCGGUGCUACCUGCUGGACUACGUGUGCUACAAGGCGACGGACGACCGCAAGCUGCCGACGGACCUGUGCGCCGAGAUCAUCCAGCGGAACCAGCUGCUGGGGCUGGAGGAGUACAAGUUCCUGCUGAAGGUGAUCGCCAACUCCGGCAUCGGCGAGGAGACGUACGGCCCGCGCAACAUGAUCGAGGGCGGGGAGGCCCGGCCCGACCGCCUCCGCGAGGGCAUGGAGGAGAUGGACGAGACCUUCCACGCCGUCCUCGACGAGCUCUUCGCCCGGUCGGCGGCGCCGGGGGGCGUCGGCAUCCGCCCCGCCGACGUCGACGUCUUCGUCGUCAACGUGUCCAUGUUCUCGCCGGCGCCGUCGCUUUCGGCGCGCAUCGUGCGCCGCUACGGCCUCCGCGAGGACGUCAAGGUGUACAACCUCACGGGCAUGGGGUGCAGCGCCACGCUCAUCGCGCUCGACCUCGUCAACAGAUUCUUCAGUACGCACGCGGGUCAGGUGGCUCUGGUGAUGACGUCAGAGUCGAUCGCGCCCAACUGGUACGCCGGCAACAAGAAAUCCUUCAUGCUGGGCAACUGCCUCUUCCGCUCCGGCGGCUGCGCCUACUUCCUCAGCAACGACCCGCGCCUCCGCGCGCAAGCCAAGCUCCGGCUCCGCCACGUGGUGCGCACCCACACGGGCGCCUCCGACGAGGCCUACAACUGCGCGCUCCAGAUGGCGGACGACGCCGGCCGCCCCGGGUUCCACCUGGGCAAGGAGCUGCCGCGGGCCGCGGUGCACGCCUUCAUCCACAACCUCCGCGUGCUGGCGCCCAAGGUGCUGCCGCUCCCGGAGCUGCUCCGCCUCACCUGCGCCACCUUCUCCGCGCGCCUCGCGCGCAAGCGGGGGUCCAAGUCGUCCAACCACCUCACCAUCCGCAUGAAGGCCGGCGUCGACCACUUCUGCGUCCACACGGGCGGCGCCGCGGUCAUCGACGGCGUGGGCAAGGGGCUCACGCUCACGGAGCAUGACCUGGAGCCCUCCCGCAUGACGCUGCACCGGUUCGGCAACACCUCCGCCAGCAGCGUCUGGUACGUGCUCAGCUACAUGGAGGCCCAGGGCCGGCUGCGCAAGGGCGACCGCGUGCUCAUGGUCACCUUCGGCGCCGGAUUCAAGUGCAACAGCUGCGUCUGGGUCGUCGAGAACCACGCCACCGACGCCGGCGUCUGGAAGGACCGCAUCCACCAGUACCCGCUCAAGGACGUCUCCAACCCCUUCAUGGAGAAGUACGGCUUCCUCAAGGACCUGACCAUCGAUGGACCUAUGAUGUGA